UUAACGCGUUAUUGUAAUACUACACUGAGGUAUCGUGAGCUAUAGACAUGCGCCAGUCUGAGCAGUUUAGGUAUCACGGAUGUUUGGCAUAAAAAACUAUGAAUAGGUCCGUGCUAUUUUACUGUUCGUCUUUAUUUGCAGUAAUUUCUUUCGCUGUGAAAGAAUAAGUAUUUAUGUAAGAUUUGAGGUUUUCACAGCGAUGGUGGAGUCACUGACCUGUUUCUCAUGAUUUUACAAGAAGUUUCAUCUGUCAGCCAGACAGAUAUGUUUUCCUCACCAGGCUCAUCAAUUAAAUCACCUAAUUUCCAGAGUUUUCAGUUUCAGUUAUCUGGUAGAUACAAAUUCUCUCCGAUUCUGUGUAGAACUAUACCUGUCUGUCAGUCACCAGGGACAGUUGCUGUGAAAGAGAAACCAUAUAGCUGUGGUAUAUGUCACAAAAUGUUUGUGCAGCUUAGUAGCUUGAAAUCACAUUUACUGAAUCACAAAGGACAGAAGCAACAUGUGUGUGCUGUGUGUGGGAAAUGCUUUGCAGUGCUGGGAAAUCUGAAGACACAUUCAUUGAUUCAUACUGGUGAGAAGCCACAUAAAUGUGGUGUGUGCAAUAAAGGAUUUACUGUUCGCAGCAAUUUGAAAGCACAUGAACUUAUUCAUACUGGACAAAAACCACAUGUGUGUAGGGAUUGUGGUAAAGCUUUCUGUGCCCUCAGUAAUCUUAAGACUCAUGAGCGAAUACAUACAGGUGAGAAACCAUAUGUAUGCGGUACAUGUGGCAAAGGAUUUACUGCACACAGCAAUUUAAAAACGCAUGAGUACAUUCAUACUGGAGAAAAGCCGCAUGUUUGUCACGUAUGUGGCAAGGCCUUUGCAGUGUAUGGAAAUUUGAAGAUCCAUAAACACCUACAUACAGAUCAUAAACCGUUUGAAUGUGGAUUUUGUGGUAAAGGAUUCACCCGCCGGGAUAUCCUCAACCAACAUGCGCUGGUGCAUAAUGAUAAAAGGGCUGAAAGUGAAGCUUUAGCUUUAGCACUUGUCUCAACAAAGCCAGUACUUAUUACUAGCAAUGCUGGGCAAAGUUAAUUGUAAGAAAUAUUUAUAUUACUAUAUAUUCUGUAUCAUUGUUCAUUUUAAGUGACAUUUCAGGACAUGCUAGGAAAUUCUUGGAAUUGUCUUCUUUAUAUAUCUGGAUAAUACUUUGUAGCCACCUCAGACUUCAUAUCUGAUGGAGAUCAUUCAUUUGAUGUAUCAAAGUAAAUAUGUAAGUUAAUUAAACAUAGUUAUGGUAAACAAA
Zootermopsis nevadensis is the source of this 1288-nucleotide messenger RNA. The record is from RefSeq and is a predicted model, not a curated record. Lineage: Eukaryota; Metazoa; Arthropoda; Insecta; Blattodea; Termopsidae.